Messenger RNA from Dendrobium catenatum, 4185 nucleotides. RefSeq lists its product as uncharacterized. Gene Ontology annotation, molecular function: zinc ion binding; nucleic acid binding. Lineage: Eukaryota; Viridiplantae; Streptophyta; Magnoliopsida; Asparagales; Orchidaceae. The transcript is spliced from 2 exons. The coding region runs from base 2610 to 3851 and encodes 413 amino acids. The record is from RefSeq and is a predicted model, not a curated record.
UCGAAGGGGUGCUGAAUUUGAAGGGAGGAGGUGGGUUUAUGAUAAAAGGUUUGGGUAUGAACGUAGAAGGGAUGAUUGAGACACUUGGGGGGAACCACCUCCUUGGGAAAGGAGAAAUUAUGAAGGGAAUAGAGGGAACAAAGGCGAUUCGACGGUGUGGAAAUUGAAGAUGCCCUAUCUUUGAGGGAGAUGGUGCAUAUGGGUGGAUCUACAGGGUGGAAAGGUACUUUACUGUCAAUAGGUCGACGGAGGAAGAGAAGCUGACGGCAGCUGAGAUGUGCUUGGAAGGGAAAGCUUUAGCAUGGUAUCAAUGGAGGGAUACAAGACGACCAAUAAGGAUUUGUAGGGAGUUUAAGGAUUGCCUGUUGGAACGUUUUCAAACUAGUAGGGGAGGGGAUUUCUAUGAGUAGUUCUUCGCUUUGAUGCAUGAGGGGACAGUGAUGGAGUACCGUGAGCAAUUUGAGUACCUUGUCAGUCAAUUUGAGCAGAGGCACUUCUAAAAAGAAGUAGGAGGCAACAGUUCAGGAGGCUCAUACAUGAUGACCACCACCUUUUUGGCAAGCAAGGAGCCAACACCUGGUACUCUUAGGAAGACUUCGAAAGAGAAGACUGUUGGAGGAAGACCUGGGUACAACUUCAAGAAGCUCAAAGAAACAUAAUUACAGGAGAAGAGAUCGAAGGGGAUCUGUUUCAGAUGUGACGAGUGUGAAAACCCGAAAAUGCCGUUUUAGACCUCCCACGCUUUUCAAAGCGCCGCGACGAAUUUUAAGUGAAAAAUUCAAUGUUGUCGGAUUUCGACGGGUUUAAUUUUAGAAAAUCCUACGCAAAAUUCUGAUCAAAUUGAUAUAUAGAACUUAUAGUUAAAUUGGAUUAUUUUAAGAGGUAAUAAUUUUAGAAGUUUCAUAAUACCGGUUUUGCCCCUAAUCAAAUGAACUACCAAAAUUACUUAAGUAAGGGCAAGAGGGUCAUUUGCAAACCUUAUAUCUUUAAUAUGAGUAAACCUCCCCUCCCCUCCCCACUUUUCAUUCGGCCGAACCGAAGGAGUUCGCGAAAAGGAGAGCAGGCGCGCGGAAGAGGAGCGGCGGGAGGCUUGGGUGGCUGCUCCGGCGGUGGUUUCCGGCGGUCGGCUUUGAGGGAAAUUGUAGAGGAGAAUAAGAGGAAGAUUAAGGUAUGCUUUACUUAUGUAUUCCUCCUUUCCUCUCAAAGUUUUCUUAAAAUGAAAAUCUAGGGUUUGAGGGGAAACUUUGUUUUUCUUUAAGAAAAUGUUAGGAUAUGUUUAAGAAAUGAUCUUGUGCAUAAGAAUGAUGUUUUUCUUAAAAAAAAAUGUGGAGUAAGGAAAUUAGGGUUUUAGGGAAACUUGAGUUUUCUUUAAGGUUCCUUUGACAAAAGUUUAGGGAAGGGUUAGAGAAUGUUUUUAAACCCUAAUGUGAAGUGUUUUAUUGAAAAAUAUGAAUUUUGGAAAUUAGGGUUUUCUCUAAAGUUGGAGUUUUUGGAAGUGCAUUUGCAAAUAUUAUUCCUAAGGGUCCUAAGAGAGUUUUUAAGAGAAGAAAUUAAGUUUUUCUUAUAAGAUCUUAUUUUCCUAAUUUUUAAUUAAUUUAAAUCCGAAAAUGGAAAAUAUUUAAUUAUGAUUUAGGUGUGGGGGAGAGGAUAACAUGUUUAUUUGAGGGAAAUAAUGAAAAUAGGUUUUCUAAAAUUAGGGUUUUAGGUAAAUCCGAAAAUAGAAUUAUUUUAAAUUAAUUUAGAUUAAGGAGAAAGUGUUAUGUUGAUUAAUAUUAGGUAAUUAGACAAAAAUUAUGAGUUUUUAGAUUAUGAUAUACUUUAUGUGAUCUUUUGGAAAGAGGAAGAGGAAGAACUUAGGGUAGAUUGUAAAAAAAUAGAAUGGGAACAUUAAUUUAGAUUUAUUAUAAAUGUAUUUGAAGAAGAAAUUAUAUCUUUUAGGUGUUUUAAAGAAAUCUCGAAGGAAGAAGGAUUAGCGUGAAGAAAUCAAUUUUCCAAACUUCUGUAAGUAUGCACUGUUCUUUAUUUCAGUAAUAUCUCUUGCUUUCUCACAUGUUAUAUGAUUUGAUAGCUCCAAUCUUAAUUCUUUACUCAUACCAAAUGAAUGAUCAUACAAAUUACAUGUACAAUUUAUGAUAUCUUACGAUAAGGUUUAUAUGUUAUAAGGAAUAAGAUGGAAUGAAAUGAUAUGCUUAUGUAUAUUGAAUGCUUGCAUGUGUAUGUUGAAAGGAUGGAGUUCACCCCCUUAUGGUACUAGCUGGGGACGCUGUACUCGUGCACGAUAAAAUGGUAAAGGAUAUGGAAAAGGAAAAUGGUAAAGGUGUACCUUUAUGGUACAGACGGUGACUCCUGUGACGGUUGUAUUAUAUACGAAAAGAGAAAGACAUGUAUAAUGUUAUGAAUAUGGAAAGGAAAAUGAAAGAUAUGGUUUAUGAUAUGAUAUGUUUAAUGCUAUGUUAGUAUGGAAUCAUUUUAUGUUAUGUUCAUAUGAAAUUUGCAUCUAUCAUAUUAUUCAGUUUCCUUGUUUACUGUAGUUUAGAAUUGUGUAUUGCUUACUGAGCUUUAGCUUAAUGUUAGUUGUUAACAUUUUCAGGUGAGCUUAAUUUUAUUCAAUGAGUAGAAGGGGCGGCAUUGUUUAUCGUAGGGCAGGAGCUCCGGAAGAAAGGGCUGAGGAACCUGAACCUGAUGCCACUAAUGGCAACACUGGAGAGGUCAGGAGAGUAUUACCAACAGUAGUAGAGCCUCAAGGCAGUAGCAUUAAUGCUACUUUGGAUGCUUUCACUCAAAUGAUGGCGUCUAUGACACAGAUGAUAAGAAAUGUUCAGACUCAAGCUGGAGGUAGUGGAAGUGCUCCAAUUGACAAGUAUUUAAAGUUAUUCCAGGACAUGAAGCCACCAUCAUUUGAGGGAGGUGGAGCUAUAGAAGCAGAGGACUGGUUAAUGGAAGUUGAGAAGAUUUUGGAGGGGAUGCUAUGCCCUCAGGAUAGGAGGGUAGCCUUAGCUACUUAUGCCUUCAAGGGGGAGGCAAACAGAUGGUGGAGAAGACAAUUGGAAGAAACUUUUACUGGGAGAUCUAGCAGUCAAAUCACAUGGGAGGAAUUUGUCAAAGUAUUUAGAGAUUGGUAUGUACCAAUGACUGCCAGGAGAUCAAUGCAAGACAAAUUUAAUAGAUUGGUACAGGGAGAUAAGACUGUUGCAGAGUAUGAGGCUGAAUUCACGAUGCUAUCUAGGUAUGCCUCUCAUCUGAUUCCUAAUGCAGAAGAGAAAUGCCACCGUUUCCUUUGUGGCUUGAGGGACAGCCUUAGACAGCCUUUGGUUGCUUUGGAGAUUGAAGAUUACUCUAAAUUAGUUGAUAAAGCACGGAAGGUUGAGCUGGAUAUUCAGAGUACUCAAAAGAGGAGAGACUUCCAGAAGAGGAAGUAUGAAGAUAGAUCAAGGCCUGCACAAUCUUUUCAUUCUGGAAGGCCAAAUUGGAAGAAGCCCAAGCCCAACACUUCAGAGAGCAGCACACCAUCUGCUAUGUGCAAUAAGUGUGGAAGGGCUCAUAGGGGAGAGUGCCUUUCUGGCACCAAUACAUGUUUUUGGUGCCAUCAGCCAGGGCACAUGGCAAAGUUUUGCCCUACCUUGGGACAGAAGUCUACUCCAGAGGCCAGAACAGGUAGUGCUCCUCAGAGAACAGUUGGAAGGCCUAGGGUGGUGGAGUCUACUGCAUCAACUCCAAGUCAAGGCCAAGCUAGACAACCUGUUCAGCCAAGAGUCUAUGGUCUAUCCCCUCAAGAAGCAAAAGACUCUCCUGAUGUUAUCACAGGUAUGAAUUUUGUUAAUGGCAAUGAAUUCCUUUAUGUUGUUAUGUGAAAUAAGCUUUAUGUUAUGUUACAUGCAUGAUUUUUAGGAACGAUCCUUGUCUGUAACAAGCCUGUUAAGGUAUUGUUUGAUACGGGAGCCUCUCAUUCUUUCAUUUCGGAGGAAUUUGUUAAGUCUGUUGGUUUAUCUUCCUCAUUUAUGCUCAAACCCUUAUCUGUUAUGAUGCCCAAUGGGAGUCAGUUGGAAACCAACAAAGGGUGUCAUGUGGAGUUGAUUGUAGGUGAUAGAAAUUUGGGCGCAGAUCUUAUGUUAUUGCCAUUAAAGGAGUUUGAUAUGAUCCUAGGGAUGGAUUGGUUGUCUAGUCACUUUGUGACCAUAGACUGUA